CUCUUUCCUCAAACUCCCAUACUCUACCCCAAGACUGUCUUUCUGUGAUUAUCUGGAUACAGCUUCUGAAUUUUAUGGAUACAGCCACGUAAAAAGAGUCCAAGGCUAGGACUAGGCUGAGGCUAGAGGGCCCCUAGAGUGCAAAAUUUCAGGACUUCAGGGGUUUGUCAUGCAAGUAAAUUCUGCUACCUAGGUGCCUUCUUGCUUCACCUUUAGUCCUUACCUUGAUAGAGUGACUGGUGACCUCUGGGUCUCCAUUCCAAAUUGGCAAGGGGGGAACAUCCCUGGCACACGUUGAAUCAGGUAUCCAGUCCUGAUACAGUCAGCAACAGCCCCCGGGGUGGAGGUCACAUGGUAUAAACAUAGCUGUUGAGUGUCCAUCUCUGGGCUUUAGGGAGCGAUUCUCAGAUAAAGAGGGACCAUGACUUGGGAAGAGACUCUAAUAUUUUAUAUUACAGAAGCACUAUAUAAGUAAAGUACUUUAAUUACCUUUUUGGUGCUAUUUUUUCCUGCCCCUGUUAUGAAUUUCAUAACUCUGAAGCAUGUACAUUGUAUAAUUUACGAUAUGAGUAUCAAUAGGAUUCCUGAAGUUUUAACACAUAGUUGCUGCCCUUGAAGAAUUUGCAGUCCACCUGGAAGAAUAAGACCAGAUGCGGGAUGCACGCAGGAAUGCAGGAGAGUAGUUAUGUUAAUUAAUGCAAAUUAAUUCAACUUGAAAAUAAAAUCUGUAUUGAGCCAAUAAAUUUUAUAGAAGUUUUGAGAAAGAAGAAGAAUUUGUGGAAUAGGGCACGCAAGUACCCCUUCUUAAUGAUCUCUUUUUGGGAAGAAGGAAACAGCAGAUACAGAGAGUUAUAGGAAGGACCAGAUCAGAAAAUACCAAGGGAGCAAUGAAAUGUCACAUGGGACAUGGGGUGUUCUUAUUCAUAUUACAGGUCCCAUUUCCCUGAUACAUAUGAAAGACCCAGGAAGUUUGAAUUGAUGCCACCUUCUUCUGCCAAGAACUGUGCUGGGCAGGAAAUACCACUUGGUCCCUUUGCCGGUUGCCAAUGCUCCAGCUGACAGCCACCCCGGCAAGUGCCCUCGCGGAUGAGCCCGUGCACAUCCGAGUGACAGGCCUGCCCCCACUGCAGACGGUAACCCUCAUGGCAUCUGUGAAGGAUGAGAAGGGGAAUCUGUACCAGUCCAGAGCCUUCUACAGGGCCAGCAAGGCUGGUGAGCUGGACCUGAAGCAGGCUCCUGCCUUGGGAGGCCACUACGUGGGGGUCCACCCGAUGGGCCUCUUCUGGUCUCUGAAGCCUGAGAAGGCUUUUGAGAGGCUGAUUAAGAAAGAUGUGAUGAACAGCCCCUUUUGGAUCACUCUGGAUCUGUAUGACUCCGUUUAUUUACAAAAGUCAGGGGAGGUUCAGCCCAGGGCCAGCCAGGUGGUGCAGCGUUGGUUCUCCAGCCCUGAGAUGCAGCGGGUGCAGAUCCGAGAAGGUCGUGUGCGAGGAGCCCUUUUCCUCCCUCCAGGGGAAGGCCCUUUCCCAGGACUCAUUGAUUUGUUUGGGGGCAUCGGGGGUCUAGUUGAAUAUCGGGCCAGUCUUCUGGCUGCCCAUGGCUUUGCAGUGCUGGCUUUAGCAUAUUUUGCCUACGCAGACCUGCCCAAGCAGUUGCAGGAGGUGGACCUGGAAUAUUUUGAGGAAGCUGCCAACUUGCUACUAGCUCAUCCCAAGAUCCAAAAGCCAGGAAUUGGAGUGAUCUCUGUGAGCAAAGGUGCAGAGAUCGGGCUGGCCAUGGCCUGCUACCUGAAGGAGGUGGCAGCCACCGUCUGCAUCAAUGGGUGCAAUGCCAUCUUUGAAUUUCCGCUCCGGUACCGGGAUCUGCUUAUAACACCCAUUCCCUCGCUUCCGGAGCGCAUGGAGUUCAACAUCAUGGGCGCGUUGUGCCUCCGUCACUACAAGGGGAACCCCCGAGAUGAACUCAAUCAACACAGUGUGCUUCCUAUUGAAAAGGCCCAGGGUCCGAUCCUCUUCAUUAUAGGGGAGGAUGACGAAUGCUUCAAUAGCAGAGAGUACGCUGAGCAAGCCCUGGACCAGCUGCGGAGGCACGGCCGAAGCAGCGGAAGGCUGCUGCUCUACCCCGGGGCGGGCCACCUCAUAGAGCCGCCCUAUUCGCCCCUGUGCUAUGCGUCCUGGAGCCGCGGCCUUUUCUGCCCCCUGCUCUGGGGGGGGGACCCUGCUGGCCACGCGGCAGCCCAGGAGCACGCCUGGGGAGAGAUCCAGAAAUUCUUCAGGCAACACCUUGUUCAGAGCAGAAGCACACUCUAAGGGUGAUGAUAGGGGAGGGGAGACAAAAAAAUUGGAUAAGGCAGGGAUGUGGGUGGGGGAGGGGACUCCUGAUUUCUCUAGAUUCACAGUCGUCUUGAACCAACUGGAAGGAAAUGGGACAAAGUCAAAGAAUCAGGUGCAUCUGAAAUAUUUCUAACAAAAUUGUAUGUGCUUUGAAUUUUUGUAAAUUGAAUCUUGGUUUAUAUGCACCAGGGUACGUUGCUAUUUCAAAAUUGUGAUACCCUUGCAAAUUGAAUAACCUUUUGUACCCCAGUAAGGGAAACCUUGGAUCCAGGUAUUGCCAAUCUAGAUGAACGUCCUGGAACUUUGCAGUCACUUGUGAAAUCAUUUUCUGUUUAAACCAUUGUGAGUUGAAUUUGACAUUUGAUAUGAAAAGUUCUGAUGCCACCAUCAAGGGUAAUCCUUGCUAGAGAUUUCCAAUAGAUACGUUAAUUCUUUUUUAGAAUAGUGACACUUCUUUUUAUUCCUAAAAUGUAUUUCUUUUUUAUAAUUUUAAUCAGGAGUGGGGCUAAAUGCUCAAGUGCCUUUGGAGCACUUAGUGAAAUUAAAUAAGCUAUAUUUAAAGUGAUUAGAAGAGAGCCGGGCACAUAGCAAUUUCUAUAUCAGAGUUAGCUAUUAUCAUUUUCAUGAUGCUUUUCUCCUUUAAUCUGUUAAUGUGGUGAAUUGCAUUCAUUAAUGGACUAAUUUUGCUUAUUCAUCUAAUUCUACUACAUCAGUUUCUCAUAUUGACUAGUUUGGGCUUUAAAAUUUCUUUUGAAGCCAACCUAGUCAUUUAUAUUUUCUCAGAAUUUCACCCCUAUUUUCUGGAACACAUUUUUCUCUUAUAAUUUUUUACAUAUCCCCUGUUGUUUAUUUGCAUGCUUUCUCCUUUUCCUUUCAGUCUGACUUGCUAAAUAUUUGUCUAUUUUAUUAAUCUUUUCUUAGAAUAGCUUUUGGGUUGUUUAUUGGUCAAAUGUAAUUUUUCCUGAUUCAUCAGUGUAUGCUUCUUUGAAAUAAGUUCAUUCCUUCUGCCAUAUUCGUGUUUUCCUGGCUUUUUGACAUGCAGUGUUCUCAUUUUGUUAAUGUCUCAAUAGUUUCUGAUUUACUUCCUCCCUCCCCCCACCCUUAAACCCAAGAGUAAUUUUACCAAAGUACAAAGUAUCAUCCUGUAGAUAACUUGCUGGUUAUAAGGAACCUCACUUUGCAAUGGAGGGGUCAGAUUGUCUCCACCUGAACCCACUGAUCAAACUUAGCAUCUCUAAAAAUGGUCUAUUUGACAUGUUGUGUUUCAUGACAAGAUGUAAUGUGGAGUGCCCAGCAUUACUUAGAACUAUUUCUAACAACACUGUUCAACUUGAAGCUAAUCAAGCCCUUAGAUCAAACUUCUUACUAAUGUGGUAGUUAGUGAGCAAGUUAAAUGGUACUACAAGGAGACAAACAUAGAUUGUCCAUCAUUCUAUAACCUGGUCUCUUCACAAGUUAAUUACCAACUGACCUUGUCUCUUUUCACAAGUUAAUUGCAUGAAAAAAUUUGGAAUUUUUCACUUUGUGGGAUUUUGCUUUCCUUUUUGCAUUGGAGUGAGCUGGGGGAUUGUUCAAAAUUAAAAGGGACUUAAGAGGCAUAUCAACCAAAUGCUAUGUGUGGGCCUGGUUUGAACAAAGUAACUGUAAAAAGACAUUUGGGGGAUAAUUAGAGAAAUCUGAAUAUGACUGGAUAAAUCUGGAUAUGACUGGAAUAUGACUGGAUAUGAAAUUGUUAUCUUGUUAGGGGUCAAAAUGGUAUUGGGGUUAUGUAAAAAAGUAACUUUUUAGAGAUGCAUACUGACAUAUUUAGAGGUGAAGCGUUGCAGUAUCUGGGAAUUGUUUUAAAAUACUACAGGAAUAUGGCAAAUGUGAAAAAUUAUUAUAUCUAGAUGAUCGGUAUAGUGAAAUUUGUUUUCUCUACUUUUAUGUAUGCUUGCAAAUUUUUCAUAAUAAAAAAAAAGAG
Messenger RNA from Balaenoptera acutorostrata (minke whale), 4293 nucleotides. Its product is annotated as acyl-coenzyme A amino acid N-acyltransferase 2-like. The coding region runs from base 1047 to 2306 and encodes 419 amino acids. The record is from RefSeq and is a predicted model, not a curated record. The transcript is spliced from 4 exons. Gene Ontology annotation, biological process: fatty acid metabolic process; acyl-CoA metabolic process. Gene Ontology annotation, cellular component: peroxisome. Gene Ontology annotation, molecular function: fatty acyl-CoA hydrolase activity. Lineage: Eukaryota; Metazoa; Chordata; Mammalia; Artiodactyla; Balaenopteridae.